This is a messenger RNA of Ruditapes philippinarum (Manila clam), 889 nucleotides long. RefSeq lists its product as uncharacterized. NCBI's taxonomy places the organism in Eukaryota, Metazoa, Mollusca, Bivalvia, Venerida, Veneridae. Gene Ontology annotation, cellular component: trans-Golgi network. The transcript is spliced from 5 exons. Bases 1 to 612 code for a protein of 203 amino acids. The record is from RefSeq and is a predicted model, not a curated record.
AUGAAAGAUUUAAAAGGAGACGGAGACUACAUGUACUCAUUCAACCCGUGCUUUCCGUUUAAUGAAGGAACUUGUCUUAAUGUAGCUGGUUGUCAAACCAGCGAUUUUGAUUUGUUUUACGCGAUUGGAGAUGCCAGCAGCGGACUUCUGACGUUUAACAUUUCGUCUGGUUAUUUAGUGGGUAGAUAUACCAGUACUGAUGAGCUUGGAGUUAGCAGAACUUCAUAUGUCUCCUUCAUAUGUGACGCAACAGCAGAAACACCAAAGUUAGAGGCUUUUGGCGAAACAUCACUACGCACUUAUACAUUUGCAAUUACAUCAAAACAUGCCUGUGUAGUGCAUAAACCUACACCUCCGAAACCAACUAAAAGCUGCCACACAAACUACGGAGAUUUUAUCAAAAAAUGUGAAAUUGGGUACGAUGGUCAUGAGGAACCCGUGAAAGUUGUGUUUAUCCGAAACUGGAAUGGUAUAUGUAAAUUCCCAUCCAGCAAGGACAUUGCUAUCACAAUCUACUCUGAGAGUUCAACUUGUGCUGGCGUUGCCAAUAGAUGUCAUCCUGCUCAGCCGUUCUCAGUCAAUGGUGACGUUUGCAAAGAAAUUCAUAACUGAAACAGUUGCAUUUUCAAAGCAUAAUAUAUACACCUGAAAAUAAGUUAAGCACACCCGGCACUUUGCCUUAAUUUUGACAAGACCACAACUGAAAUUUAAGAUUUAUUCGGGCAAUGGGUACGAACACUUUGUUGUCAACCUGCAGCAACUGGAACAAGCUCUGCACCAAGAAUCAUAACAAUGUAUAUCAACAUCGCAAAAGACGCCUGAUUUGUAGUAUGAGAAGAGGGUUGAGGCUAUCAUCCGUGCACGUGGCAUUUACACAUAUUAUUGUUGU